Molecule: messenger RNA, 369 nt
Organism: Nannizzia gypsea CBS 118893
Lineage: Eukaryota; Fungi; Ascomycota; Eurotiomycetes; Onygenales; Arthrodermataceae
Exons: 1
Coding region: 1-369 (122 amino acids)
Source: RefSeq, a predicted model, not a curated record
AUGCUACGGGAGCACCGUCUGGACCGCCACCGCGAGGAUGCAGCCAAUGACAGGACCAACCAGCGCGAGAGAAGAGGCCAGAGAAAGGGCCCUGAUCCAGCAAAGGGGGGGAUUCUUCACCCUGCGUACGCGCUCGCCUUUCGCCUGGCUUGCCCCCUGACCCACAGCGGCCUCUCGAGCCUUGGUUUAGCUGGGCCAGAAGAAGAUGAAGAAGAAGAUAUCGACAACAAGAGCAAAAGACGGGGCGGCCCCUAUGUGCUUAUAUUUAGCCCUGGGUUUGGGGUAAUGUACGGAGUACUCGAUACGCCGUCAACAUCUUCCAACAUCGUCCAACACCGCCUGUGUGACCGCUUCAGAGGCGCAGGAUGA